Jaculus jaculus (lesser Egyptian jerboa) is the source of this 1173-nucleotide messenger RNA. It is a transcript of the gene Tent5d, whose product is annotated as terminal nucleotidyltransferase 5D. Gene Ontology annotation, biological process: mRNA stabilization. The transcript has a single exon. The coding region runs from base 1 to 1173 and encodes 390 amino acids. NCBI's taxonomy places the organism in Eukaryota, Metazoa, Chordata, Mammalia, Rodentia, Dipodidae. Gene Ontology annotation, molecular function: poly(A) RNA polymerase activity; RNA binding. The record is from RefSeq and is a predicted model, not a curated record.
AUGUCGGAGAUCAGAUUCAGCAAUCUUACUUGGGAUCACAUUGUAACACUAGAUCGUGUGUUAGAUGAAGUGAUUCCAGUUCAUGGAAAGGGAAAUUUUCCUACAUUGGAGGUAAAACCAAAAGAUAUAGUUCAUAUUGUGAAAAUUCAACUCAUAAAACAAGGGAUAAUUGUUAAAGAUACCCGAUUGAAUGGUUCUACAGCAAGUUAUAUUCUCGCAAGCCAUAAUGGAAUCAGCUAUAAAGAUCUGGACAUUAUUUUUGGUGUUGAACUACCAACUGAUCAAGAAUUUCAAGUUGUUAAGGAUGUAGUUUUAGGUUGUCUACUUGAUUUCUUACCAAAAGGUGUCAAAAAAGAAAAGAUUACCCUAAGGAUCAUGAAAGAUGCUUAUGUGCAAAAAAUGGUCAAAAUUUGCAAUAACAGUGAUCGUUGGAGUCUCAUCUCUCUUUCAAAUAACACUGGGAAGAAUGUAGAACUAAAAUUCGUGAAUUCACUCCGACGACAGUUUGAGUUUAGUGUAGAUUCUUUUCAAAUUCUUUUGGAUUCCAUGCUAGACUUCUAUAGUGCCCCCAAUGCUAAGUUAACCAAAGAAUCUUGUCCUAUUGUGGUAGCUGAAAGCAUGUAUGGGGACUUCCAAGAAGCAAUGAUACAUUUAAAAUACAAGCUUAUAUCUACCAGAAAACCUGAAGAGAUCAGAGGUGGUGGCCUUUUGAAGUAUAGCAAUUUGUUGAUUCGUGACUUCAAACCAGCUUGUGAAGCAGAAAUUAAGACCCUAGAACGUUAUAUGUGUUCUAGAUUUUUCAUUGAUUUCCCUGAUGUAGCAGAACAGCAAAAGAAAAUUGAGUCAUACCUUCGCAACCAUUUCAUAGGUGAAGAAAAGAACAAGUAUGAUUAUCUAAUGACUUUACAUGGAGUUGUAAACCAAAGCACUGUCUGCCUCAUGGGAUAUGAAAGAAGGCAGACUCUUAAUAUGAUCGUGCUUUUGGCUUUAAAAGUACUUGGAGAACAGAACAUUCUACCCUGUACAGACAAUGUAACUUGCUUUUAUCAACCUGCUCCAUACUUAGUUCUAGAGGGUGGUUACCCCAGUUACUAUGUAUCAUCUGGGCCACCAUUUAUUUUCUUCCAACCAUAUAAUAUAGCACACUAUACUGUGCCAAAUGGUAUGAUGUAA